UUUCCUUUCUGCUAAAUGAAAAGCUUUGAUAUAACAGGACGUGGGUAGUGUCUCUGAGUGUUAUUAUCUCAAUACUGUAGCCUAUCUUCUCUGCCAUUGAUUGUAAAAUGAGCGCUUCUUUCACAACAGAUAUGGAAGUGAUGCUGAAAGCACUUGAGUGUCACUUUACAUGGGGAAUAGAAAAGGCUGACAUCAAGGACCGGGACAGCCUCCCUGAAAAACUUCUGGAUCGCAUCAUGAAGUUCAGCACUUCGAACCAUGCCACAUAUUUCAACUUACUAGCCUUUCUGAGCCACCUGGAGGAAAACAAUGUUUGUGCUCUUGAGUAUCUCCACAAGGCUGAGAGUGCAUUGAAGAAUAGACAGGAUGAUACAGAGUUACUGGUAACCUAUGCUAACUUUGCAUGGGUUCACUAUCACUCAGGGAACAUGAAUGAUGUGGAUGCCUACAUUGGAAAGCUGGAAAACAUCAAUAAGGGUUUUACGACUGCUAUUCAAGGCAGUUUACCUUCAAUACAUGGUGAGAAGGCUUGGAGUUUUCUAAGGCUUGGGGGGCUAUUUUACAAGGGGGCAAAGGAGAGCUUUCAGAAAGCUCUUAAGGGAGAACCAGACAAUGCAUCCUUCAACGUGGGCUAUGCCCUGGUCCUGUACAGGUUGGAGGGGUUAGCCAUGGAUGGAACAGAGAGGUUGGAGCAUACUGAAGGUGCUACUCAGCUAAGGAAAGCCUUAUCCUUAGAGCCUGAUAACACUGAAGUUAUGGUCCUGCUGGCCAGGCAGCUUCAAAACCAAAGUAGAUAUGAGUCCAUGAAACUCAUCAAAGAGGCCCUCAGACUGUCUCCUGACGUGCCUCACGUCACACAUUACUUGGCCGAGUAUUUCAGAUACGCGGGCAUCAAUGAGUCUCUGGAGGUUUUGGAGAAAGCUCUCGAACUGUCUGUAAACUCCCCCUUCAUGAAUUACCAAAUCGGCCAGUGUCACAAAAAUCAGUUCAACCAGAUGUCUGAGCAGAAGAGGAAAGGGAGAUGGGUCAACGCACGCCAGAUAAAAGAGAAGAUGGAGCUCUGCAUCCAUCACUUCUCCAGAGCUGUGGAACUGAAGCCAUCCAACUUUCAAUUCAGGUUGAACCUGGCUGAGGCUUACGGAGAACACUACCAGCUGGAGGAGGCGAUGAAGAUCUUCACCAACCUGCUGAAAGAUGAGACCCUUAGUGACUCAGACAAGCAGCAAUGCUACACCAUCUUCGGACAGUUUCUGUUCUUCAAGAAGAAAGACGAGGAUGGUGCUGUGACCCAGUUCAAAAAGGCCUACCAGAUUCCGAUUGAGAGUUGGUUCAGGAAUAAGGCUGGGAAAAAACUGAAGCAGAUAGCAGAGUGGUGUCAGGCUAACAAGAAGAGAGUUGGGAUUUUGGAAUUCCUCGCAAUUGAAGACAAAAAAGGCAGGAAGGCUGAAGAUCCAAGUAGAGUCGAGGUGCACUCUCCAGACACAGAUGACCUUACAGAUGCCCUAGGCAAAGGAAUGAAACUGAAAUGAUUUAGACCGGUGUUGGUUGUUAGAGUGCUAAUUACUCCCAAUUGAAAUGGCGCUGUGUAAUAAUUUGAAGGUUAAAAUGUAUGAAUUUGAAAAAACUCAUCCACCUGGUCAAUUUAUGUCAACACGACAAAACAUUGUGGUGAGAGGAAUUUGUGUUUUUUAUAGGUGAAAGUAAAAAAAAUGUAUGACAUUUUCUUUGUAAAUGUUUGAAUUAUCAGAGUAUCCAUGAACAAAUGAUGUUUGAUGAAAAGAGGAAAGGGAGAGAUAUUUAAAUUCCUAGGUCAAGCCAUGUGGUAACUAACAUCUUAAUUAGCAUUGAGGGGUGGUGUAGUUGGGGAUGGUUGUCACAUGGAAUAUUGGGUUGGUUGUCACUUUCAACCCCCGGUAUACAAUAAAUUGAAAGCUAUUUUGUUCUUGUGAUAUAAAGAGCUCCCUUUGUUGCUUUUCUCUCAAACACACAUUUUUCUGUCACACACACACGCAUGUGCAAGCAUGCAUACACACACACACACACAAAUUCACUGAAAAUGUCACAUGUUAUCCUCACGGCAUAAAAUGCUGAAUUUUGUUAGAAAUAUUGUUCGAUCAAAUAAAGGAAUAAGCUACUAGCAAAUAUUGUGACAGCCAACCCCAUACUGUGUGACAUGCAAAUCCACAAUGGGACUGGUUGUCACAAGUGGACAGAGUGUGUUUGAUGGCUUUUAACUCCAUGUUGGGAUAAGAUAAGAGGAUAAAAAAAGGUCCCCAUUUCAACCCUUGACCUUGGUCUUUCUCCUAACAUCGAAAAGAGUCUUGUAAGAUAUACUGGUGCUGAGAAAUACACAUACUGUUACACAACACAUGGCUUAUUGGAGUACUGGUACAUGCUAUUUAAUGGUUUUAAUCAUAAAGUGUAACAGUAACUUCAAGUUGCGUGCAUGUUUCUUAUGUUUGAUUUUUUGUGUAAAAAUUGCAACAAAACUUUUUUGAAUUAGAAUGUUUUACUUUAGGAAAACAAGUUUUUAUGUCUUUGGAUGUGUCUCCUUUCAGGUAGUUGAUUAGAUAUCUUCACCGACCGUUCAUCUGUUGUUGCUCUUCUAACUGGAAUUAACAUUGUGAAAGAUAUAAUAAAACAUACUGCCAUAAAAGUGAUGAUCUUUGAGCUUGUUAACGUGCUUCUUUCUACUUUUCUCCAA
This is a messenger RNA of Salmo salar (Atlantic salmon), 2704 nucleotides long. Its product is annotated as interferon-induced protein with tetratricopeptide repeats 5. The record is from RefSeq and is a predicted model, not a curated record. Gene Ontology annotation, molecular function: protein binding. Gene Ontology annotation, cellular component: cytosol. Lineage: Eukaryota; Metazoa; Chordata; Actinopteri; Salmoniformes; Salmonidae. Gene Ontology annotation, biological process: defense response to virus.